CUUUGUUAAAUCAUGAAAAAGAAAACGAAUAUUUAUAUAAUUUAUAUAUAAAUCUAUCAUCGGACUAGCAUCACUCGCUCCUCGUAAUCGAAUUUUUAGCACUCUUUCAUCUUCUCUCCUUCUCUCAACACGUCCAAUUUUCUGCGUCUGCCUCAUUCUAAGUGCCGAAAGUAUAGCACGGUGCAGCUGCUUUACAUAGACGUUCUACGUUCCGUCCGGUCCGGCUGUCCGUUAUUCGUUCGGCUCCGUUACUUCCGUUCAGUGACGAGCUAAACUAACCGCGGUCCGCGGAGGCGGCGGAGUUUCAGUUUGCUCCGGGCCGCGGAGACACGAGGAUUUUCGCGCGCGCGCGCGGACGAACGAAUCUUCUCGUCUCUCUCUCUUUCUCUCGCGUUGUGCACGAGGGUUACACGACAAUUGCACGAGUCUCGGCGACGAUGAAGUACAUUCUGGUGACCGGCGGUGUGAUCAGCGGCGUGGGCAAGGGUGUCAUCGCCAGCUCGUUCGGCACCAUCCUCAAGCACUGCAGGAUCCGCGUGACGUCCAUCAAGAUCGAUCCCUACAUCAACAUAGACGCCGGAACGUUCUCGCCCUACGAGCAUGGUGAGGUAUACGUCCUCGAUGAUGGCGGAGAAGUGGAUCUCGAUUUGGGUAAUUACGAACGUUUCCUGGACAUCACCCUUCACAAGGACAAUAACAUAACGACGGGAAAAAUUUAUCAGUCUGUUAUUACCAAGGAGAGACGAGGAGAUUACUUAGGAAAAACAGUACAAGUGGUGCCCCAUAUCACCGAUGCUAUUCAGGAAUGGGUGGAGAAAGUUGCGAAUCAAUCUGUAACAGAAGACGGAGCUAUACCAGAGGUUUGCAUAGUGGAACUGGGAGGCACAAUAGGGGACAUCGAGGGGAUGCCGUUCGUAGAAGCAUUUAGGCAAUUCCAAUUUAGAGUGAGAAAGGAGAACUUCUGCGUGGCCCAUGUAUCUUUAGUGCCACAGCCAAAAUCAACGGGUGAACCUAAAACCAAGCCGACACAAUCCAGCGUUAGAGAGCUACGGGGAUUAGGUUUGUCACCCGAUCUGAUAGUUUGUAGAUCGGAAAAGCUCAUCGGCAAUUCUGUCAAGGAAAAGAUUUCGAAUUUCUGCCACGUGGCUCCGGAGCAGGUCAUAACUAUUCAUGACUUGACGUCUAUAUAUCGAGUGCCACUUCUUAUGGACUCUCAAGGUGUCAUAGAGUUCCUUAAUGAUCGACUGCAAUUGAACAUCGGAGUGCCGCGUCCGCGUUGCUUUAUGCGAAAAUGGCGGGAUCUAGCUGAACGCAUGGAUCGUCUACGGAGAGACGUUAACAUUGCUUUGGUAGGCAAAUACACGAAACUCGAGGACUCCUAUGCGUCUGUUAUGAAAGCGUUGCAGCACGCUGCCAUUGAGGCCGGAUAUAAAUUAAACUUGACGUUUAUAGAGGCUGCUAAUUUAGAACAAACUACACUGUCGGAGGAUCCGGUUCUAUAUCACGAAGCUUGGCAACAGCUUUGUAAAAGCAACGGCGUUAUUGUACCUGGGGGAUUCGGCAAGAGAGGUGUGAACGGAAUGAUAAAGGCAUGCGAGUGGUGCAGGCUGAACGACAAGCCGUUCCUCGGGAUUUGUCUGGGCCUGCAAGCGGCGGUCAUUGAAUUCGCGCGAAAUGUCUUACAUCUCGAAACAGCAAACACCACAGAGAUCGAUCCAGAUACCAUUAGUCCCGUAGUAAUAGAUAUGCCGGAGCACACUCAAGGCAUAAUGGGGGGCACAAUGCGACUGGGCAAGAGGCUGACGCGAUUCUACAACAAUAACUCUAUCCUAAAGAAAUUGUACGACAAUAAAGAUGUUAUAGAAGAAAGGCACAGGCAUAGAUAUGAAAUAAAUCCGGAUUACGUCAAUGAUUUAGAAGCGGCUGGUUUGAAAUUCGUAGGUCGCGACGACGAUGAAAAUAUACGAAUGGAAAUUGCCGAAUUGGAAGGGCAUAGUUAUUAUGUAGCCACUCAAUUUCAUCCUGAAUACCUGUCGAGGCCAUUGAAACCAUCGCCUCCGUUCCUCGGUUUAAUUUUGGCCAGUGUUGGCAAACUGAAGCACUACUUAGCGCGAGGAUGUAAAUUUUCGCCACAUCAAUUGAGCGAUAAUGAGUCAGAUGAUGAUUACGUGGAAGAAAUGACGAAAUUAAACUUAUGCAGCGCGAGUAGAAGUGACAGCAGUACAUCGGGCCUUAAUGAUUAGAAUCAAGCAGCUUCAUUUUUUUUAUCUUAUUUCAUUUCAUUCCAUAAUUUUAUUAUCUCAUAGUAUGAUCCACUAUGCUAUGGUCUAACGCUUCCUAUUUACGUAAUUCAUAAUCAGAAAAAGAUUUGCCAUAUGCGUGAAUGUGUACGAUAUUAUUCGAUUUAUUCGAAUAAUAUACAAAAAAAUGGUAUAGGAAAUAUUUUUAAUGUAUAUUUUUAAAAUGUGAAAUUUAUUAAAUACAUAA
This is a messenger RNA of Wasmannia auropunctata (little fire ant), 2487 nucleotides long. RefSeq names its product CTP synthase (gene Ctps). Bases 438 to 2243 code for a protein of 601 amino acids. Lineage: Eukaryota; Metazoa; Arthropoda; Insecta; Hymenoptera; Formicidae. The transcript is spliced from 11 exons. Gene Ontology annotation, molecular function: identical protein binding; CTP synthase activity. Gene Ontology annotation, biological process: CTP biosynthetic process; pyrimidine nucleobase biosynthetic process. Gene Ontology annotation, cellular component: cytoophidium; cytoplasm. The record is from RefSeq and is a predicted model, not a curated record.